UGGUAUACUGCCGGCCGGCUUCUAUAAAAGAUACCAUUAAGCAAAGGCAUCUUCCACUCACCAUAUAUCCAUCUAUUGCUACCUUUUUACACCCUAUACACCACCAGCCACCGAGACCUUGAGCUAUCAGCUAGCCAUGGCGGAGAUAGUGGUCGGGGCAAUGGGCUCCCUCCUUCCCAAGCUGGCCAACCUGAUCAAGGAGGAGUAUAACCUACAGAAGAAGGUGAGGGGAGAGAUCAUGUUCCUCGAGACCGAGCUUAAGAGCAUGGAGGCAGCUCUCAUCAAGGUCUCAGAGGCACCGAUCGACCACCCACCUGAUAUCCAAGUUAAGCUGUGGACAAGGGAGGUCAGAGAGCUGUCCUACGACCUUGAGGACAGCAUUGACAAGUUCAUGGUGCGGAUCGACGGUGGUAAGAAGCCAAGCAAGCACCAUAGUUUCAAGGGAUUCAUCGAUAGAAGCCUCAACCUGCUGACAAAGGGCAAGAUUCGGCACAACAUCGGCAUAGACAUCAAGGACAUCAGGAGCCGCAUAAAGGAUGUGAGUGAGCGGCGUGAUAGGUACAAGGUUGAUCAGGUUCCUUCAAAGCCUGUCGGCAGAACUAUUGACAACCUGCGUCUAUCAGCUCUAUACAGGAAGGCGACAGAGCUUGUUGGCACUGAAGAGAAGAGCAAUGACCUCAUAAAAAGAUUAGUGGACGAUGGUGGCGUGGCAUCCAAGCAACAAGUGGUAGUUUCUAUUGUUGGUUUUGGAGGAUUAGGCAAGACUACUCUUGCUAAUCUGGUGUACGAGAAACUUAAAGGGAAAUUUGAUUGUGGCGCCUUUGUUUUUGUGUCUCAUAAUCCUAACAUGGACAUGAUUUUCAAAAAUAUGCUCCACCAACUUGAUGGGGAGAAUUACAAAUACAUCAAUAAUCAGGCAACAUGGAGUGAAGAACAACUAAUCAGUGAGCUGAGGAAGUUCCUUGAACACAAGAGGUACUUCAUUGUUAUUGAUGACAUAUGGAAUAAUUCUGCGUGGGAAACAAUCCAAUAUGCUUUGAUACAGAAUGAAUGUGGAAGUAGAAUAAUCACUACAACUCGCAAUCUUGAUGUUGCAAAACAAUCUGGUGCUGUUUAUCAACUGGAACCUCUUUCUUUCACUGACUCAACAAAAUUAUUCAACCAAAGAAUAUUUGGCAGUGAAGACAAAUGCCCUCCGGAUAAUUUGGCUGAAGCGUCUAGAAAAAUUUUAAGGAAAUGUGGUGGUGUACCUCUAGCUAUCAUUACAAUAGCUAGUAUGUUGUCCAACAGGAAUGCAAAGGAAAAUACACAGAACUAUUGGUCCCGUGUGUACCAAUAUAUGGGUUCCGGUCUAGAUGGCAGUACUAAUGUGAAGGACAUGAGAAGGAUACUAUCAGUUAGUUACUAUGACCUGCCUUCACGUCUGAAGUCUUGCUUGCUAUAUCUAAAUUUGUUUCCAGAGGACUAUGAGAUUGAGAUAGAAGAUCUGAUAUGGAAAUGGAUCGGUGAAGGUUUUGUCCAGGAAGAGCAAGGGAGGACACUGUAUGAAGUAGGUGAGGUUUAUAUCGAAGAGUUAGUUAACAGAAGUAUGAUACAACCUGUAAAACUUGACGGCAACAGUAAGACAAUUACUUGCCGUGUACAUGAUAUGGUCCUUGAUCUUACCAACUUCUUGUCGAAUGAAGAGCACUUUCUAACAAAAUUAGGUGGACAAAAGGAGAUAUCUCCGCCUAAUAAGAUCCGCCGACUAUCUCUCAAUAAAAUCAAUCAGGAAGAGGAAGUCAAGCAGCUCGGGACCAUGGACUUCUCCCACGUGAGGUCACUUACUGUGUCCAGCAAAGAUUUUCAUUUGAUACCAAACCUUUCGACUUUUCCAGUCUUACGUGUACUGGAUUUAAGGAAAUGUCUGGAAGUGAAGGACCAUCACUUUAAAGACAUUUGCAAUAUGUUUCACCUGAGGUAUUUAAGUAUCAAUGCAAACUCUAUCACUUACUUCCCGAAGGAGAUUCAGAACCUACAAUUUUUGCAAGUACUACAUAUAACACGUAUGCAUGUAAUAAAGAUGCCUUCAACCAUUAUUCACUUGCAACAGCUGCAGCGGCUUUGGGUUUCGCCCUUCAUAAGACUGCCAGAUGGAUUUGGAAAGCUGAAGUCUUUACAAGAAGUUAAAGGGACUGUCAUUAUCGAGUCUCCAAGCAUGCUUCAUGAUCUGGGCAGUUUGACCGAGCUGAGGACCUUGGCUGUUGACUUUCGUGAUUGGGAUGACAGCUAUGAGAAACCUUUCAUCCAAUGUUUAUCCAACCUGGUCAACCUCAAAUCCAUGAGAAUACAAGGUCAGAUAAGCAGCCUAUAUUCCGAAUGUGACAGUUUAGAUCCAGGCCCUCAAGAACUUUGCUCCAUUUAUAUGGACGCUGUCCACGGUCUCAAUGCAGUGCCAAGAUGGAUGUCAUCACUCUGCUUCCUCUCUUCCUUAAACAUAGAAUUAUUAAGUCUGGGAGAGCAGAAUCUUCAAGUCCUUGGGAGCAUACCAUCUCUCAGUGACCUCAGAAUAAUUGUGAAGGAACCGACACAAGACAGGGAUGAAAGGUUGGUCAUUGGCAAGUGUUAUCCAUUCCAGUGUCUGACACGGUUAGUAAUCUCUUAUGGAUCCAUGGAGGUGGUGUUUGCACCAGGAGCUAUGCAACAUCUCAAAGAGCUUUAUCUAGAAUUUUGUGUUCAAGGCGCAGUGCAUAAGUUUGGUGAUGCCAACUUUGGUCUGGAGAACCUCUCAUCGCUCGAGCAUGUCACUGUUAAAAUAAAGUUAGACAGUUCCACGCCCAAGGAGGUGGAGGCUGUGGUAGAUGAAAUUCAGAAAGCCGUGGACAUGAACCCUGGCAAGCCUACAUCAAUAAUAAAGCGUGAAACAAAACAGGAGAGGAUUAGGUGUGGGAUGUAUGUACAUGGAGCAGUACUCGCAUUCUUGGAUGGAUCUGCAGGCCCAAAUACAUAUAAAAGAUCAUAAAUAGCGCAGCCUGUGCUACGACGAAACCGACUUCUGGCUGCACCUCUGCUACUGAGGGAUUAAACGUCCUUCCCUUCUCUAUCGCCUUGCCAAUCUACUGCCCGUUCCCUUCUUGUGUGGCACCUAUUCGAUCUGAAGCCUGCUGCUAGAUGUCAUGGUCUUACCAUGGAAAAUGUUCUUCCAGAUAAUUUCAGUAUGUCUGCAUGCAAAAAAUUCAACUUUUAACGAGUCACUUGGUCAUGCACUCAUAUCCGAUGAACAUUUUUUGUUGUGGUGGAAUGUUUGCGCACAUAGGUUUGAAUUUUCAACUCAGUUUGGGUGCUUGCAUUUGCAGCUAUUCCUUUAGUCGCCAUAUGUAACCGUGGUGACUUUAUCAAUCUUAAGAUCUAUCGUUCCAGCAUCUUGGAGGGCUCAUAGGAGGAUGCUGCGUGUGUUUGUGUUAACGACAGUCUCUUGGAGGGUUCAUAGGAGAGGAUGCUGCGUUCCCUAGCUUAGAACAUACUCAGAUAAUUUGUCGUAUCUUGGUGCUCUGUUCUUGGAUUCUUCUCUGCUCUGCAUCUUAGCUCAAAUCCCGCCUGGCCCUUCGGGACGGUGGUUCGAGACCACGCUCCGAUCACAUCAUGUUCAGAACCCACACGCUUCAAUCCGACCACCCUCCAGACCUACUCCUCUUUAGUCUGUAUUUAUUUAUCCAACCUGCUCAACCUCAAAUCCAUGAAAAUAGAAGGUCAGAUACUUAGUUGCUCUCCUUCCGUUAUUUGCCUCCUUCCCCUCCUCUCCCCCUUAAAUAAAACUAUCAAUCCAUCAAUUAAAAGGUGUUGGCUUUGCA
Panicum hallii is the source of this 3830-nucleotide messenger RNA. Its product is annotated as disease resistance protein RPP13-like. Lineage: Eukaryota; Viridiplantae; Streptophyta; Magnoliopsida; Poales; Poaceae. The record is from RefSeq and is a predicted model, not a curated record. Bases 137 to 3001 code for a protein of 954 amino acids. Gene Ontology annotation, biological process: defense response to other organism. The transcript is spliced from 5 exons. Gene Ontology annotation, molecular function: ADP binding.